Molecule: messenger RNA, 6273 nt
Organism: Cinara cedri
Lineage: Eukaryota; Metazoa; Arthropoda; Insecta; Hemiptera; Aphididae
Source: the annotation of a GenBank genome assembly
AUGCCGGCUGUGUCUACGGAAACAGGUACAACUUACAGUUGUACCUGUUUACUUUACCACUCAGUAUCCUGUAAAAUUUUUCAAUUCUGUUUUCAGGCCAUUAAACUAGACUAAAAGAUCUUAAAUUUCCGUGACUUACUUUUUUUUUUUUAACUUUUUAUAUUUUGUGCAUGUGCAACAAAACUUCACUUUUUUUAAUCGGCAACCAUGAUUUUAAAUAUCAUUUUUGGAUUUAUCGAUUUUUUUUCAAGCAAUUUUCAUAUAUCAACUUGUAUUCUAAACCCAAAAUUGGCACAACUAGAGCUAAGUGUACUUUUAUGAAAAAUGUAUUAAAUUUGAUUUUUUUUUUUAAACUGAACGUACUUUUUCUUUCUAAACACCAUGAUACGAUCAAAAUUAUUACUAAAGUAAUAAACUAUUUAAAACAAAAUAAACUAAUAAUUCAUAAAUACUAGGUAGUGUAUAUUGAUAUAUUUAUUUUUGUUAAAUUUGAUAAACUAGUGUUCCACAAAACUUCUAAUGUCGAGUAUUAUAUAUAUAUUAACAUAUUUCAUUGUUGUAUCAUCAGACCACUUUUUCGGAAAUUUUUAUUACAUACAUAAUAAAAUAUAAUAUUAUAGUACUAUAAAAAUUUCAAGUGCACUGAAUGAUUAGUAAAUUGAAUAUUGAUACUGCAGUUAUUUAUUUUUGGAUGAAAUUUCGUACGAUAAUUUUGAUACAUGUCCGUGGCACCACGGAUUCGAUAACUUGACUCGUACGAGAUAAGCAGCACGAAAGUGAAUGCGUAUACACAAUCAAAUAAUAAAUUCAUAUAAAAUAUGAAAAGUGGGAACCGGGCAUAAAUUAUAAUUAUAGAUUUGCGUUAUUUGUAUAGAAUUAGUGCCAUGAGAAAAACAAGUUAUGAUGAAACUUGUAUCGAAUUUUCAAUCAUUUAUAAAACAAUUUUAUUCAUAUUAAACCAAAUAAAACUAUAAAUAAAAAAAAAACCAAAUAAAAGAUCAUAAAUGGCUAAAUAAUCGUUAGAUUUUGAAAAUCAUCCAUGUCUAGAAAGUUUUAUAUAAAUAUUCAGUGAAAAAUCAUUCCGUAAUUUUUUCAGUUUUUCCCAAAACUACAAGCAAAAUCAAAAAAUAGCAUCACAAAUGCACCAACAAGACAAAAUUUACUACCAAAACUCACCCAAAAAAAACAUGAUUGGAACAAUAUUUCUGAUAAAAAGCAGUUAACACAGAAAACAAAAAAAAAGAAUUAAACAAUCUAUUAUUUGGAAGGUUAAAAUUAAAAAAAAUAAACUGAAAAAUAUUUAGCACUAAUGCUUUCAUAUUAAGUGAUGCAUUUUGAGUCUUAUAUUCAUUUAAUACUUGACUCAUAGCUCGCAAUUUUUUUUGUAACUCUUUAUUUGUUAGUGAAUGUGUAUUAUUUACAACUGGUUUAUUUUCAAUUUCUAAUGAGCUACCAGCAUACCUUAAAGAGUUUACAGAAUGAAUCAUAUUAUAGUCUGUUGGACUAAUACAGACUAAUACUAUCAUCAAAGUAUUAGUAUUUCCUCCAAAAAAAUCUGUUUAAGUGAAGUUCAAUUUUAGUUUUAUUUUUUUUUUUAGUACUAAAUUAUCACAUUUCAAAAAUUAUCAAUUACGUAUACAUAUAUAUAAUAUGUAUAUUAGGGUGGCUCUUAAAAAAAAAAUAAUCAAACAAUUUUAAGCCGCACCCCCGGGCAUUUGAAGUUGAGUAGUUUUAUCAUUUUUUACGAAAAAAUCUAAACAUUGAGAUAUAAUUAUUUAUUUUUUCAACUAAAAUACAUUAAACAGCAAAUAUUCAGUAUCAAAUAUUAUGAAGAUUUUAAAAGUGUCACUGUUGACACUAUUACAUUAUUUAUUAAUGACAUAGUUACAAUUUUAUGUAUAAAAAAGACUGACAUACUUCGCAGUCAUAGUGGAUGCAGUUAUUGUUGUAGGUGAGAACGUGGGAAGGUUGAAGUAAGGAAAUUUAAUGUAUAUCUGUAAGCUACGAUAAACCAUUGCUAACGAAAAAACGAUUCUGAGCGGAGUUCAGUUAAUAGUGUUGCUUUGUCAACAAUAUACAUGUCAUAUUAUGGUAAUAUAAUAAAAUAGGCACUAUACUUAUUCUUUAAUAAUCAUUGUUUAAUUUUGUAUAGGUUUUCUCGUUUUUCCCACUCUAUAGCACUUUCCCAGUUAGAUUUCCUUUUAGAAAAAGUACUAUAAAUGUAAGUCAAAGCAAAAUUGCUGGUAGAAAAGAUAUCCAAAAAAAAAAAAAAUAAAUAAUAAAUAUCAUUGUAAAAUUAAAACAUUACUCGCUCCGCUCAGAAUCUAAAAGAAAGAGCUGAUACUGACGAAGGCGCCACUGUUGUAUGUGAGAAAUCAGUAAGGUAGGAUAAUGUAUUUAAUUAACACCUGUAUGCAACGAUGAAUCAUUGCUAAUGAUCAAAAUUUCAGAGCGAAGUUCGGUUGUACAUGUUUUAAAAGGCCAUUAAAUAUUACAUUUAACGAUUUUCGUCAAAAUUUGAGUUUAAAGCUUAUAUAAAAAAAAAAAAAAAUACUAAAUUAGGUACUUAUUUUUUUAUUUUUUUUUUUUUCAAACAAAGUAUGACUUAUACUGAUCCUUCUGUCAAAUUUUUAAGCAUUUCUGUUUAGUCUAACAAUUUUAUCUACCGAUUACGUAUAUAUACGUAUAUAAAUAGGUCAAAAAUAUAUGUUUUAACCCCGCAUAUAAGAAAACAAUCGGUGAGGNAAAUUUGAUUAAAUAUUAUAUUAGUUUAUAAACAAAAAUGAAAUAUACAAUCCACAUUAAAACUUUCAAAUUAGCCGAUAUGUUAAAUAUAGUAGUCUAAAGCAUACAGAUUUUAUUGCAUGUAAAGCGUUCAAGGUUACCAGAUUUAUUGGAAGACACUGUAAAAAUUUACAAUCUCUUAAAUGGCUUCUGUUGUUGAUUAAUGCCUUAAUUUAAUCAUUAGUUGAAUAGGGUUAUAAUUUAUGGUCACCUUACACAAAAAAUUAAUUUCUCCAUUUAUAAACAUUAAUUAAUUUCAUUGAUUCAUCCAUCAGAAAUUCUGUUAACACAAACAUUAACGACACUAUAAUUAUUUAACACAUUAUCUACAGACGAUGAGGAUAUACGGGACAAUGAUAAAACGUAUAAUCAAGAGUUCCCGGUUAUACAAGAAGCGAAAGCUUUAGGAACAAAAAACAUGGAGAUUAAUCGAAAACGCCAAGGUUUAAUGAAAACACCAAAAUUGGUUAAUCAGGUAUUUUAAUUCAUUCUCUUACAAAAUAUCAACGUAUAUUUUGUGUCUUUUAAAUGGUACUUUUUAAAAUACAAUUACCAAGUGUUAAAAAUUAAAUUUGAUAAAUUAUCGACAAAAUCUUCAUAGUUCAAAAAAUUCACAUUCUUUUUGUAGUCAUUCACAGUCUCAGUUCAAGACAAUAAAUUCAAAAAUGGUGAAUUGAUAGCCAUUGAAAAUGCAAGACGGAUAUGUAGAAGCUUCAUUGACUUGGGAGUUGCCAUUGAAAUAUCUGCAACAAAAAGCCAAACGGAUCUGACAUUUAUAGUCAGUGGUAAAUUAAAUGAUGUGUUAGAUGCUAAAAAUAGAAUAAUGAAUCAAAUUCAGGCGAAGGUAAAUUAUGAAUUCAUAUUAAAACUAAUGUAUUAUUUGUUGAUAUUAUUAUAAAACUCGUUUAUGUUUGUCUCGAUUCACUUUUGUAUACAUAUUUAAUGAGUUCUCUGUCUAUUAAACUUUAAAACUAAUUAUCCUUCCGAGAUGUUAUAAAUUAUUAAUUCUUUAAAUCGAUCCGAUUCGUAAUGUGCUGGACAUUAUUUAUUUUAAUCAAUAAAAGGAUUAUAAUAAAAUCCAGUUAACCACCCUUUAUAUGUCCUACACAACUUAUUGCACCAUGACCUUUGUAUUAUGAAAUAUUAUAAACUUGCAUCUCUAACCUAUAAAAACCUCACAUAUUAUUCGUCAACCAUUCUUAUACACUCAUGAACAACCUGGCUUCCGGAUAAAUUUCCGACUAUUUACUCCAUCGAAUUUAUGUAAGGACUAUUUUUCUUUUUAAAAAUCCUUUUUUCGUCUACCGAAUUCCAGUAUAUACGUAUAUAAGGUUGAUUUGAACUAACUAUUUGUAAAUAGUAAAUAAACCUAGAGAAAUGUAAUAUUACAGUAAUAGUAUGGAUAUAUAUCAAUAUUAAUUUAUUGUUGUUUGAAAAUUUUGAACAGGAUAAAUUUGUAGUCUUCAAAAGACAACAAAAGCGAACUAUAGACGUCAGUUGGUUUUAGAAUUUAUUAUUUAACUUUUUAAAUUUUGUUUUAAAUGUAUUGUUUUGUAUUUUUUUAUCGUAAGCUUGACUUACCGGUCAAAUAUCGCAGGUCGUUAAUAGGCCUCAACGGAAACACUGUCUGUGAUUUUCGGGUUCCAACCUAGUCUGGAACAAGUCGUUCAGGCAAUCAAAGAGCUCAUGAAAGAGUUUGAUAUAAAAAAAUUACCAGGUCGUGAAAAAACCGCCAUGGGUAAUUGCCAAUGCACGCAAGAAAAACCUUUUGACACGUCUGGUGAGAAUUUUUUUCAAUGUUUCCAAUGUUCUUCUUUAAUAUUUUAAAUUUGUUUAUCAAAUUAUAAUUUCCAAUAUUGUUACAAACGUUACAGAUAUCAAUGAAACUGGCAAACGCCACUCUUUGAUCAUAACACUGAAAUCGGUUAAGCAGGUAAUGUUGUUUUAUUAUUUUUUCGAUCGAUAAAAGUACUUUGUACUACUUACAUUUGCAUUGGUUUUAUUUAUUCAAAGUGAAUAUGUAAUUUUAUUCUGUUUUUCCUGUUAUUUAUCUGAUUUUAAUAAUAUUGUUUUUUAUUUGUCGUAUAUAUACACGGAUAACUAACGUCCACAAAAAGAAAACCGUCAAUGAAAUAUCUGAUAAAAAGAAAACCCACCUAGGUGAUGUUCGAUGUCUUCAAGAUAACCCAAGUGACACUUCNUGUUUUUAUGUUGUUAUUAUUUUCCUUUUUGCGAUUUUAAAUUUUAAUAAAACAAAUAAAAGAUCAUAGGUAGUGUUUAGUGGCCACUCAAUUAAAUUUUUUCAGUUAAUUAAAUUGCAUUAUAAUUUAAUAUAAAGAAAAGAUUAUGUUUAGCAAAGUCAUUUAGAAUAAAGACAACAAAAAAAAAAAAAAAAUUAUAAAUUCAGUAUGCAACACACUGAUCUGACACUUGAAAUAACUUUUGUUCUGUUUUAUAUUUUUUAUUUAGAAUUUUUUUUAAUAAUCACAAUGAAUAUGGUCAGUCGAUCUAUCCUAUUCAUUUAAUACGCUCUAACUCAAUUAUAUAAUUAUAUAAUAGUGUAUAAACAAAAAUGAUUUACUUAAUCCACAUUUUCGGUUUAAAAGAAUUGUUGAAUAAUAAAAUUAAUAAUAAGUAUUCUAGGAAAAGCCAUCAGCCCAGAAUACUGUACAUUUAUUCAUGGUAAUGAUAAUGAUCAAUGCCUAAGAGUCGAGGGGUGGUGGUAGGUCAUUAAAAAAAAAUUAAUUGCCCGAUAAAAUAUUUCACAACGCCACGCCACUGUCCGUUGCUCAUGUUUUUCGUCACACAUCGUUUUCGGCAAGAGAAAAAAACAUGUUCGUUUUUAAACGCUACAGAAAAAAUACUAAUGCACCAACAAAAACCCAAUUUUGUACUGGCAUAAUAGACACUUGCAGCUAACUAGCGCUGUAUUUGGUUUUCCCCUAACCUUUUUGGAACGCUCUCUGCGCGCGCAGUCUCGUUAUUUAAUAGCCAAACCUCGUAUACUUGCGGUUCCGUGCACGGCUAUAGAUUUGCCCACGAUUAAAGAUAUAUUAAUAAUAAUAGAUAAUCAUGGUCGGCAAUAACGUAGUUCUCCUCCGCCCUCUAAUAAUUUCACUAUCUAAUUUCGAUUAUAAUUUUUUCUUGAUGUUGAAAUUGCUAAUACCAUCUUUUGGGAACUCGUGGCUAUCAUGGUUAUUACAAAUUUUACAUAGCAGUGUGCUAUCAAUGUUUAUUUAAUCAAUCCUAAUAUACUUAUAUUUACAUUGACUCUGAUAAACGAUAGUCUGAUUGGCAUUAUGUCGUUAGUUACUGCUAUUUAUUGACUGAAUCGAGUUGACAGUUUGGCUUAACAUUUAAAGCGAACGCGUAUGCGAAAAAUUUUUCUUGCUUAAUAAUAAUUUAUUGUAUACAUUAACUAUAUAAUAUAUAACUAUACCAAUUAUAUUAGUUAUUGAUAAUUAUAAAUAACAAUAUUUAGUUGUCUAA